Messenger RNA from Lepus europaeus (European hare), 6916 nucleotides. RefSeq names its product interleukin 6 cytokine family signal transducer (gene IL6ST). The record is from RefSeq and is a predicted model, not a curated record. Bases 320 to 3073 code for a protein of 917 amino acids. Gene Ontology annotation, molecular function: cytokine binding; cytokine receptor activity. Gene Ontology annotation, biological process: cytokine-mediated signaling pathway. The transcript has 17 exons. Gene Ontology annotation, cellular component: signaling receptor complex; membrane; external side of plasma membrane. Lineage: Eukaryota; Metazoa; Chordata; Mammalia; Lagomorpha; Leporidae.
CGGUAGAAGAUCCGCGCGUCGCGUCUGCGGAGAAGGGAGCUGCGAGCUGUCCGGCGCCGGGGCCGACAGCCCAGAGGCCCGGGCAGUCGUCUCGCGGCCGGCUGAGUAGGGGGGUGCAACUAGGCUCGCCCACCUGACGUCUUGGGUCUGGUCCGGCCUGGCGCCGACGGAGAGUGAGCCGUGGAGUCGCAGAGGAGCGAGGCGCCGCGGCCUGAGUGACACCAAUGUGAAAGAGAAUGACAUUUGUAGGCAGAAGACUUAGUAUCAAACCCCUGCUCCUUCACUUACUAAUUUUGUGAUUUGGAAAUAUCUAUGCAAGAUGUGGAUGUUGAAGACAUGGUUAGUGCAAGCCACCUUUAUUUUUAUCACCACUGAAUCCAUAGGUAAACUUCUAGAUCCAUGUGGCCAUAUCUCCCCCGAGUCUCCAGUUAUACAGCUUGGUUCUAAUUUCACAGCAGUCUGUGUGCUAAAGGAAAAAUGUAUGGAUAAUUUUCAUGUAAAUGCUAAUUACAUUGUCUGGAAAAUAAACCAUUUUACUGUUCCUAAGGAACAGUAUACCAUCUUAAACAGGACAGCAUCCAGUGUCACCUUUACAAAUGUAACUGCAUUAAGUGUUCAGCUGACUUGCAACAUUCUUACAUUCGGACAGAUUGAACAGAAUGUUUAUGGAAUCACAGUAAUUUCAGGAUUGCCUCCAGAAAAACCAAAAAACUUGAAUUGCAUUGUGUAUGAGGGUAAGAAAAUGAUGUGUCAGUGGGAUCCUGGCAGGGAAACAUACCUAGAAACAAACUUCACUUUAAAAUCUGAAUGGGCAACAGAGAAGUUUGCUGAUUGCAAAACAAAGCGUGCCACGCCUACCACAUGCAUUGUUGAUUAUUCUCCUGUGUAUUUUGUCAACAUUGAAGUCUGGGUAGAAGCUGAGAAUGCCCUUGGGAAGGUUUCAUCAAAUCAUAUUAAUUUUGAUCCUGUAGAUAAAGUGAAGCCCAGUCCACCACGCAAUUUAUCAGUGAGCAAUUCAGAGGAAUUGUCCAGUAUCUUAAAGUUAUCAUGGAUCAAUCCAAAUAUUAAGAGUGUAAUAAGGCUGAAAUAUAACAUUCAGUAUCGGAUCAAAGAUGCCUCAACUUGGAACCAGAUUCCCCCUGAAGAUACAUCAACUACCAGAUCCUCAUUCACUGUCCAGGACCUUCAGCCUUUUACAGAGUAUGUAUUUAGGAUGCGCUGUAUGAAGGAAGAUGGUAAAGGAUUCUGGAGUGACUGGAGUGAAGAAGCAAGUGGGAUCACGUAUGAAGAUAGACCAUCCAAAGCACCAAGUUUCUGGUAUAAGGUAGAUCCAUCCCAUACUCAUGGCUAUCGAUCUGUACAACUCAUAUGGAAGACAUUACCUCCUUUUGAAGCCAACGGAAGGAUAUUGGAUUAUGAAGUGACCCUCACGAGAUGGAAAUCACGUUUACAAAAUUACACAGUUAAUGACACAAAACUGACAGUAAAUCUUACAAAUGAUCGUUAUAUAGCUACUCUAACAGCAAGAAAUCUGGUUGGCAAGUCAGAUCCAUCUGUUUUAACUAUCCCCGCCUGUGACUUUCAAGCUACUCGUCCUGUAGUGGAUCUUAAAGCAUUCCCAAAAGAUAACAGGCUUUGGGUAGAAUGGACUGCUCCAAAUGAAUCUGUAAGGAAAUACAUACUUGAGUGGUGUGUGUUAUCCGAUAAAUUGCCCUGUAUCCUGGACUGGCAACAAGAAGAUGGUACCACGCAUCUCACAUAUUUAAGAGGGAACCUUGCAGAGAGCAAAUGUUAUUUGAUAACAGUCACUCCAGUAUAUGCAGAUGGACCAGGAAGUCCAGAAUCUAUAAAGGCAUACCUUAAACAAGCACCACCUUCCCAAGGACCUAUGGUUCGGACAAAGAAAGUGGGGAAAAACGAAGCUGUCCUAGAGUGGGACCAACUUCCUGUUGAUGUUCAGAAUGGAUUUAUCAGAAAUUACACUAUAUUUUAUAAAACCAUCAUCGGAAAUGAGACUGCGGUGAAUGUGGAUUCUUCGCACACAGAAUAUACACUGUCCUCUUUGACUAGCGACACGUUGUACAUGGUACGAAUGGUAGCAUACACAGAUGAAGGCGGCAAGGAUGGUCCAGAAUUCACAUUUACUACACCAAAGUUUGCUCAAGGAGAAAUCGAAGCCAUAGUUGUGCCUGUUUGCUUAGCGUUCCUCUUGACAACUCUUCUGGGAGUGUUGUUCUGCUUUAAUAAAAGAGACCUCAUUAAAAAACACAUCUGGCCUAAUGUUCCAGAUCCUUCUAAGAGUCACAUUGCCCAGUGGUCACCUCCCACACCUCCAAGGCACAACUUUAAUUCAAAAGAUCAGAUGUAUUCAGAUGGCAAUUUCACUGAUGUAAGUGUUGUGGAGAUAGAACCCAAUGACAAAAAGCCUCUCCCAGACGAUCUGAAGUCCCUGGACCUGUUCAAGAAGGAGAAGAUGAGCACUGAAGGGCACAGCAGUGGUAUCGGGGGGUCUUCAUGCAUGUCGUCUUCGAGGCCGAGCAUUUCCAGCAGCGAUGACAAUGAGUGUGCACAGAAUACCUCCGGCACUGUCCAGUACUCCACCGUGGUGCACAGUGGCUACAGACACCAGGUCCCGUCCGUCCAAGUCUUCUCAAGAUCCGAAUCCACCCAGCCCUUGCUGGAUUCAGAAGAACGGCCGGAAGAGCUACAGUUAAUAGAUAAUGUAGAUAGUGGUGAGAACAUUUUGCCCAGGCAACAGUAUUUCAAACAGAACUGCAGCCACCAAGAAACCAGUCCAGAUAUUUCCCAGUUUGAAAGGUCAAAGCCUGUUUCAGCAGUCAGUGAGGAAGAUUUUAUUAGACACAGACAGCAGAUUUCGGAUAUGGUGCAGUCCUGUGGGUCUGGGCAAUUGAAAGGAUUUCAGGAAGUUUCUGCAGUGGAUGCUUUUGGUCCAGGUAUUGAGGGACAAGGAGAAAGAUUUGAAACCGUUGGGGUGGCAGCUGUGAUUGAUGAAGGAAUGCCUAAAAGUUACUUACCACAGACUGUACGACAAGGCGGCUACGUGCCUCAGUGAGAGACUCGUGCCCAUUACAGCUUCAGCAUACCUGUAAAGUACAUGUAAAGAUCGUUUAUCUGUGAUUUCAGAUAAAAAAUAAUCUUCGCUCCCUGAAGAUGAUCCUUUGCCCUUGAGGACAAAUCUUACAUGGGGCUAUUUCCAUUCCAGAAUAUCUGGAAUUCAACUUCAAGCACUACAUAAACUGACUUCAUCCUCUGAAUAGCUGAGUGACUUUGUACUGCUGUGGGAUGGUUGCACUGAAGAAAACCACAGCUUAUCUGAACUUUAUAAAGUCAAUGUAUGAAUGGUAAGCAGCGAUAAACUCCGCACAGCUGUACUGAUCUUGAUGCGAGUAGUCAACCAAGCGGCAUGGGCAUAGCUAAUACCAAAAACAGGAGGAGCAAGGUGUGCGCUCUACUGCAGCUGACAGCGUAAUUUAAGCAGAGGUCCACGGAGCAUAACUAUGAGCCCAGCUUUUGUUGUCCAGCAUUUAUAUUCAUAGCAACAUAGAAAAUAUUUGUCAGUUCUUUCAUAGGUAACGACACUGCCAGUUGUUACAAGAGGAAAGAAGUUGAGCUUUAACAUGGCAGAUUAAAAAUAGUUCAUUUUUAAUAUAUAAUCUGUUUGCUUUUUAUCAUUAACAACCUUUUUAUUUUUAAAGGUCCAGUUCACAAACUCAGUGAGUACCCUUGAAAAAGCUAGGAAUGAAUUUGGUUGACAAAGCACUUUAUACAAUGCCUUCAGCUUAAAAUGUGUUUUAAUUGAACUAAGCAUACUGAGGUUUAAAAUUUUUCUAGGUGUUUGAAGGAACUAAGUUAGGAGGACUUGGGGCAAUACUUGCCAAAACAAAAGAGAACCCCCAAAACUGUGAAUAUUGCUGAUAGCAAAAUCCUAAUUGUACAGACAUUUACAGAGAUGGCAUUUUAUUUAAUAUCUGCCAGUUCUGAGGGAGGAUGAAACCUAGUUCUACAUUGUGAUUUAAGAACAUUUUAAACCUCUUCCUGACAGUUCUCUUCUUCAGGGGAGAAGGCAGCCAGGCCUCCAGAGUCUAGUGCUAAAGCCUCUCACACACUUGGGCCCUCCCCUAACCACCACAUGUGACAGAGACAGGGGCUGAAUGAGUAGGAAGAAAUCGCCAUGUAGGGUUGUGGUAGAUUACUGCUAUCAAGUGAGGGUGGAGGAAGUGGGGUUGUUUUUCUGUUGUAUUUGAGGUUCAGAAACCAGGCAGACUUAAAAUAGUUUGUAGUGGUUAUAGGAGACUAAAGGCUAAGAGAAAUUGGUACACCUCUAUAAUUGAAAUAGAAUUCUGCUUUUUACAAAUAUGUUCAUAUUAGCCUUUCCGGUAUAUUUUAUCCUUUGUAUUCUUGCAAUUAUACAAUGUCUGAUACUUUGCCGAGUUCUUUCACAUGCAUGAUCCGCCUUGUGAUAGAGACCCAGUUUCCUGCUUUAGACAAAACCAACAGAAGUGAAGUAGAUGAAGAGAGAGAGGGGUCCACAGGGAUAGAGGUUGACUUAGGCCACAGGUAAUGGUAUUGACACCGUGUUAGUCGGUCUUCAAAGGCUGCCCCUGAUCGAGACCGAAUCUGCCUUGCUAUGUUUGUGUGUCUGGGAGGAAAUUUAGACUUAGGACGUUUUAUGUGUCUUCAAAAUAGGAAUCGUGUACUAGUAGCUGUGUUUUGAAGAACGUUGUUGUUUUUUGGAGGGCAAAAAUGGAACGCAUGAUCUAAAGAAAAGAGAAUAAAACAGACUUGCAUGUUGAAAACUGUAUAGAACAUGGGACAGUGAGAGAAUGCCCCCCGCCUCAAGAGCACUUUAACAUGUUAAGUGCAUUUAUGAUUGCUGUCAAAAGUUCAUUCAGGAAACGAAUAUACAUCUGAGCACUAAUAUGUUACGUACAUCUCUGCCCUCAGAAAAGCAGUCCAAAUGUUUUAAAUACGAAAUUACUUUCCUAGAAUUACUUGUCCUAGAAUAAUCUGUUCUGAUGCACGUAUAUUGCAUUUUACAUGGGCAGAGAAAGAAAUUGAUUACGGAAAAAACAGCCUGAAAGCUAGGGAAUUUAAUAGUUUAAGAUCUCUAAUGUCUAAAAAUGUUUAAGGUAAUGCCAGUACUUCAGAAAAUAGCCUCUUUGUAGACAAAAGCAAUUCACUGCUUCUAAUGCAGCUGCUGCCCCCUUUAAGAAAAAUAAAGACCCAGUAUGUUAGUAGGUGUUGCUAUUGCAAUUUGACUGUCCGUCAUUUUCCUCUCUCAAAGGCAUAAUGCUAACUGAGAAAACUAUAAAUCAUAAAGCUUUAUACUCCUUAAGAUCUAGAAUUUUAAUCCUUUUUUUAGCUUGGAUGAGUUAGCACUCAAGAACACCCAACAUUUGAGCAGAAGGAAAAAAACCAAAUCAUUCAUGUGUUUAAUAUUCAUGUCUCUUUCCUACCUAGUUGUUCACUUAAUAGUAACCUGAUUCCUUGAUAAGGGCAUGAAACUAGCCAGUGACCCUAGCUCUUACUACAAAGUUAAAGGAUAAUAAAGUUGAAAUAUGCUUAUAAAAAUUUAUUAAAACUCUUAAGGAGAACAUGUAAUUUUAGGAAUAGAAAUCAAAGUUUUAAAGAUGUCUUUUCUAUCCAAUUAGCUAGUUAAAACCAUGGCAAAAAUAUAGGAGUAUAAGGCUCUUAGGUAAUUCCCAAAAAUAUUUGUUUACUGGCAUAUAAUGACCAAGUAAUUUCACAAUGGAGAAUAUUACAUUCUCCUGGUUUUGUUCAUUUGGCAUUAAGACCAAAUUUCUAAACCAUGUACUUCUGUGUCAAUAAAAUAAGCUGCAUAAAACUUUAAGUUCAAGAAAAUUAUUGGAAUAGCUUUCCAGUGUAGGUACCAUGUUAGAUUGUAGUGCCCAGGUAGGAUAACUGUAGAAAUUUUUGUACUUUUUGGUAAAUUAAAAUGAGCUAUAAAAUGGCCAGGUAUUUAGCGUUAACCUAAAAUUAAGCAUUGUCCUAGAUGACAGUAAAGAUAUAAGCUAACAAACCUACACCCUAAUUCUUCUUGGGACUGACCUUGCCUGCAGUUCCUUUUAAGACUGCUUAUAAACGGGAUUCAGAUGUAAGUCCAGACAGAACUGUCCAAAGCCAAAUGUCUUUGGAUUUAGUCUAUUUUUCCAUCAUAAAUGCUACUAGCAAGUGCAUUAGCAUGAUCUUCUGGUGAAUGUUGUAUUAAAAUUAAAAGGUGGCAACUCAGGGUGUGCUACUAACAUUAUAGUCAUUUGUUCCUAAAUUCUAAGGUUUUUUUUUUUUUUUUCUGCUGCUACUGUCAGUAUUUCCCUCCAACGUGGUAGUUUCAUUUCAUUAACUGGCUGCGCUUUAAAGUUAAUGGAUCAUAAUGGAAAGUGCAGUUAAGGCCAGUGGUGAUAAAUGUUCCAGAUUUUUUAUCCCUUGAAUAUAGGUUUUGCACAGUAACUACAGGUUUCCAAUGUUGGUACAAUACCACCAAACUGUGAUGUCUAAGCAAAGGGAUAUUUUAAAAGUUAUAUUUGAAAAUUCUUUAGUCUUAAUGUACAUGUUUUUUGAAUAUGCUCUAAAAAUAAGUGCAAUUUGCUAGCAUGACAAUGCAGUGAUAAGCAUUAUCUAUGUCUCCUUUUUAUAUCCUGACUAGCUCCCAUUUAUGUGUAAACACAAUCCUUUCUUGUUCCUUUGUUUUUACCCCACCUCAUCUAACUUCAUUUGGAAAGCUUGUCUGUCUGUCCUAUGUACUUUUAUCUUUGCAGUGAAUCGCAUGUGCUAAUUGUAACCAGCUAUUGUUUUGUUGACAAGACUCUAAGUGUUACAUAAACUGUCUAUAUAUCAGGUCUAAUUCUGUGAGAAAUAAAUUUCUGUUCAGUUUGUU